GAGCCUCCGCUCGAGCCCCACAGAGCAGUAAUGUCUCAGACCGUCCCGAGCGCGUGCGGGAUGCUGUGCUACUGGGGGGAGGAGGUUCGGGCGGGGUUCGGGCUGCUGAAGCCUGAUGGGGUGCAGAGAUCAGACUGGGGGGUUUCCUGCUGCUCCCCAAAGACCCGGAUCACACAGAUCACCCCCGGGGGGAGGCUGCUGGGCUUCGUGCGGGGAGAGGGGAGCGUGUCCUUCAUCAGAGCGCCACCUACUGGGGGGCUGCAGGGCGGCAGGCUGAAAAAACUGGAGCUGAAGGACAAGAUAAGAUCGAUGAGCUGCGGAGAGAAUGAUGCUGUUCUUCUGACCAAUGAAGGAAAAGUUUUUCAGCUGAACAAAUAUAAUAUAUGCAGUCCCAUCAAAUACCUGGCUGAUAGAACUGUAAUACAGAUUGCAUGUGGAGACCAGCAUUGCAUGGCACUAACUGAUGAUGGUCAGCUGUUCACGUGGGGUCAGAACUCCAGUGGUCAGCUGGGUUUGGGGAAAAAAGAUGAGUCCAGCUCUCAGUCUCCUCAGCCUCUCAAAUCAAUGACUGGGAUCCCGUUGGCUCAGAUCAGCGCAGGUGGAGACCACAGCUUCGCCCUGUCUCUUUCUGGAGUCGUGUUCGGCUGGGGCAGGAACAACACUGGACAGCUGGGCCUGGGGGACAGAGAAGAUAGGUAUGUUCCUGUCUGUGUGAAAAGCCUAAACCGGAAGAAGACAGUGCUCAUCUCAUGUGGAGAGGACCAUACUGCUGUUCUAACAAAGGAUGGACUGGUGUUCACAUUCGGGUCGGGAUGUUACGGGCAGCUCGGACAUAACUCAUUCAGUGAUGAGCUUCGACCUCGGCUACUCGGCGGACUCUGGGGGUCAGAAGUGUCCCAAAUAGCCUGUGGACGACAUCACACUCUAACCCUGGUGGGAUCAUCUAAAACGAUCUACUCAUUUGGGUGUGGAGAGCAGGGGCAGCUGGGAAAUGGACAACACACCAAUCAGUGUGUUCCACUCCCUGUACAACUGUUACAUUCAGAAAGCUGCCUGGAUCAGACAGUGGAGAGAAUCAUUGCUGGAGGAAACCUUUCUGUUGCCUUUUGCGCCAAACAGAAUGGGGAGGUUGCCACUGCAGAUUCAUCACCCAGAUCUUCUAAAGGAAUUUCAGUACUGGAUGAUGAACUUAUUGAGAACUGGAUUGUGAACUGUGAAAAAGCAAAAACAUGGCACAAGGUAAAGAGGAAAAUCAAGAUGUUAUUCUCAUCAGCAUCGUCAAUAAGUGCCAGCUUCGUUGACAAAUGCAAGGAUAAACAUUACAAAACAUCCGAAGGUCAUUCUGGUCUGGAUUUGUCUUUGGCUCGCUGUGCUUUUGAGAAGCUGGCUAAACAGCAGAAGAUUCUACUUGAGGUGGAAAGCGUAGUGGAGCGGGAUCUACUUCCCUCUCUGAAGAACACCACUGCUGCAGGUGUAGAAGCUCUGAGAGUUUACCUCAUCCUGCCUGAACUCCUCAGAGUGCUCAGAAAAAUCCAGCGUGGCACACAGCUCACCAUAGAUCUGGCCAAUUCCAUUUUAAAACUGGAUCAGGAGUCACUGAAUUUACUGACAAACCUGUGGACCAGAAUGCCCUAUUACUACUACAGAACAGCGGUGAGGAUGUUUCACUCUGUGGCUGCACACUUCAUAUCCCAGAUGAUGACUGACAUAAGCUGCUGGGAUGCAUUAAAGCCUACACUGCAUGUUCUGCAGAAGCUGUAUGAGGUUAACAGUCAGAGAGUCACACGUCUGACUGAAGGAUUUUUCUAUAUAAAGGAGAUCAACAUCUUUUUUGCUUGGCUAAAUUCUAUUCAGAGUUACUGGGACCUUCUAGAAUAUGAAAAUUUCCUGGAGACAAUGGAAAAUAUCGACAUUUUUGUCUCUUUCCCUUCUGCCCUUGAUCUAAAGAGUAAAUGCUGGCUUUUCAUGGAACUGCAGAACAGAGAGCAGCUAGGGAUGUUUGGGUGUAGAAAUGUUCUCUGUGUGAACAGGGAGACCGUCCUGGCAGACACUCUCACCUACCUGAAAACAGAAGAGCAUGAUUUUUGUUUCACGCUACAGGUGAAGUUUGUUCUGGAGGAUGGGCACGAUGAUGGAGGUUUGUGUAAAGAAUACUUCAGACUGAUUGGUCAGGAUCUAGCAAAAUCCUCCGGCCUGAUUCAAUCAAAUGAAGAUUCAAAGCUCUUCUGGUUCUCUGCAGAUACGUCUGGUACUACAGAUGGGUUUUACUACCUGGGCAUAAUCUGCGGAAUGGCCUUUUAUAAUCAGGUCCAUUUAAACAUUGGAUUUCCAUUAGCACUCUUCAAGAAGCUUCUGCACUUGAAUCCAACUCUCAGGGACCUGGAGGAGCUGUCCCCUGUGGAGGCCAGAAACCUGAAAAAUCUGCUGACAGAAGAUGAGGACGUUGUGGAAAAAUUCUACUUGGAUUUCACAUUGCAUGGAAAAGAGCUCAUUCCCAACGGACAGGAAGUCCUGGUCACCAAAGUCAACAGGCAGAAAUAUGUGGACUUGUACGUUGACUAUUUUUUCAACAAGUCUGUGGAGUAUCAGUUCACAGAAUUUGCGAAAGGUUUUUCUGAGGGCGUCCACGUCGAGUUCUGGACGAUGUUUCUGCCUGAAGAGCUCAGGCUUCGUCUCUACGGCACGUGCGAAUACAAGUGGGAGGAGCUUCAGAAGAUCACUACUUAUGAAGGCUGUGGACCCCUAGACGACCUCAUCCAGAAUUUCUGGACUGUUUUUCUGGAGCUCUCUGAAGAACACCAGAAGAAGUUUCUGGUUUUCAUGUACGGGUCAGACUGGCUGCCGGUUGGAGGACUCUCUCAGUUGAGGCUGAACAUCAGGAAACGUGUUUAUGAAAAUGCAGAUGAGCGUUUCCCAGCGGCACAGACCUGUUUCGGCAACCUGGAGCUUCCAAACUACAGCGACAUCGAUGUCCUCCGAGCCAGACUGGUUCAUGCUAUCACCUGCUGUGAGACUUUUGGGGUGGCUUGAUUCAUCUGCUUAAGUUUUUAUUGGAGAUAAGAGAGGUUUUAGUGUUACAGAUUACAGAGGUCUCAGCAGAUGACUGUGUAAAUAACUCAACUCAGACAUCAUCAAGUAUAUGUCUAUAUAUUUGUAUAAGGGUCAUAAAAUGCCUUUUUUGUAAAGCAUACUUAUUUCUGAAAAAGUUGUAAAAUCGAAUAUUUAUGAAAAUGUAGCAGGUCAAUAACUUAGUUCAUUGUUUUACUUUUUUUUUUUUUACAUUUUUCUCUCAGCUGCCCUAUUUAUGUUUUCUAUGCUGUGAAAUUAAAGGGAACAAAACUUAUACAAAUAUAAUUAAAGUGAGAUGUAUCUUCUUUGUC
Messenger RNA from Astyanax mexicanus (Mexican tetra), 3380 nucleotides. Its product is annotated as probable E3 ubiquitin-protein ligase HERC3. The transcript has 24 exons. Lineage: Eukaryota; Metazoa; Chordata; Actinopteri; Characiformes; Acestrorhamphidae. Gene Ontology annotation, biological process: protein ubiquitination; ubiquitin-dependent protein catabolic process. Gene Ontology annotation, molecular function: ubiquitin protein ligase activity. The coding region runs from base 31 to 3030 and encodes 999 amino acids. The record is from RefSeq and is a predicted model, not a curated record.